CCUGAUCUUCUACAGGGUUUGUUUGUUCUGGUGAGAACAUUUAAUGAAAUAAAAGACUAUCGCGCCUUCAACUGAAGUGUGUUUAGACGCCUUCUGGACCUGAGACUGGGGUUUGUUUGUUUUUUUUGCGACUUUUCAACAUGGUCGACUAGUGCAACACCUGACACGCUCGUGCCAACCCGUUUUCAGUGAGCAUGACGUAACGAGGAUAAAAAAGGGGGCGGGGCUUGUGUGGCGCUCCUGGUCGGCAGGUUGUCGCGCGUGCAGGAGUUGCGCUGUGCCUCGGCAGCAUGCGCGCGUCCGCCGGCGCAACUUCCCCCGCACACACCUCAGCGCUGCUCCCGCACCGCCAUCCUCACCUCCACACCACCAGCAACUUUUCAGGAGCCUUAAACACACACACACACACACACGGAUAAUGUCUGUCUGAAUCCUGCCUGGAGAAAUCAUCACGGUUCGGGUUCGGAUUCAUAAUUGGUUCUUGGAAGGAAAAGGCUGUGUGACUGUACCACUUCUUCUCCAUCAUCUUCAUCAUCUUCAUCAUCAUCUUCUGAGUAGGAUCUGCGCUGCAACACGGAACUGGAAACAUGUCGGCCAAAUUCCUGCUCCAUGUCGUACUUCUGUCCGUGUUGCAUGCAUGUUCUCAAACCGUCGCGUCUGAAGAUGAGGAGUACGACGAUGUGACCGUCAGUCAAAUGCUGUCGCCGAAAAAGAACGAGAUGGACGCCACUCAGAUCCUGAACAACCUCCUGAAGGAGUACGAUAAGAAACUCCGCCCUGACAUCGGAGUUAAACCGACCGUCAUCGACGUGGAUAUCUUCAUUAACAGCAUCGGACCCGUCUCGUCUAUAAACAUGGAGUAUCAGAUCGACAUCAUCUUUGCCCAGACGUGGACAGACAGUCGGCUCAGAUACAACAGCACCAUGAAAAUAUUAACUUUAAACAGUAAUAUGGUGGGACUGAUUUGGCUCCCAGACACAAUCUUCAGAAACUCCAAGAACGCAGACUCGCAUUGGAUUACAACACCCAAUCAGCUGCUCAGGAUAUGGAACGAUGGGAAAAUACUUUAUACUCUCAGGCUGACUAUAAACGCUGAGUGUCAGCUGCAGCUCCAUAACUUCCCCAUGGAUGAACACUCCUGCCCACUCAUCUUCUCCAGCUACGGAUAUCCACGAGAUGAAAUGAUCUACAAGUGGAGGAAGAACUCGGUGGAAGCGGCCGAUCAGAAGUCCUGGAGACUUUAUCAGUUUGACUUCAUGGGGCUGAGGAACACCACGGACGUCCUGAAGACCACGUCAGGUGACUACGUGGUGAUGACGGUUUAUUUUGACCUGAGCAGAAGGAUGGGCUACUUUACCAUCCAGACCUACAUCCCCUGCAUCCUGACCGUCGUGCUCUCCUGGGUCUCCUUCUGGAUUAAGAAAGAUGCAACGCCAGCCAGAACUGCUUUAGGAAUAACCACAGUGUUAACCAUGACCACGCUGAGCACAGUGGCCAGGACGUCGUUACCCAGAGUCUCAUACGUCACCGCCAUGGACCUCUUCGUGACCGUCUGCUUUCUCUUUGUCUUUGCGGCUCUCAUGGAGUACGCGACGCUCAACUAUUACUCGUACAGUGUUCGCAGGCCGACCUGUAACAAGACGAAAAGACCGAACUACUCAGUGCUGGACGUGGGACCUCCUCCUACAGUCAUCGCUCUGAACAACUCCAUGUACUGGCAGGAAUUUGAUGACGCCUGUCUGUAUGAGUGCCUGGAUGGAAAAGACUGCCAGAGCUUCUUCUGCUGCUAUGAGGAAUGCAAGGGCGGGGCCUGGAGAAAGGGCAGAGUCCACAUAGACAUCUUGGAACUGGACGCAUACUCACGUGUCUUCUUUCCCACCUCUUUCUUGUUGUUUAAUGUGGUCUACUGGGUAGGCUACCUCUAUCUUUAGCAAUCCACCCGUUUCCUUUUCGAAGACGCGGAGGACUUGACUCGGGCAGGACCAAGACUUUCUAAGGUACGGUCAAAAAGAAUGGGAACUUUGUUCAGUCAAAGACCUCUCCAGUUGGUUGGGAAACAUUCAAAAAAAAUAUACAACACUUUGCCAUAACAAAGUUACAAGGAGAUACUUUCCAAGCCCUUAAGCUAAGGAGUCCGGCUCUUUCUACACAGUCGGAAGUCCACAGGCGUUAUGUCUGGUAGCAUUUCCCUGCCAGAAUUCUUUGCCUUUGUUCUUCAGGUACCAAGGAAAAAAAAAAAGUUAACUUAUCACAGAAGCGUGAUGUAUUUUAUUUUAUGUUUGUUUUGUUUUUUAAUGAGAAAGUCGCAGUACAAGUGGAUAAAGCUGCUCUGAAAGGUUGGGGGUGGGAAAGCCUUGCACAGCAUGCAGCCCCAUGACAUCUAAAUACGAAGGUGGUUCCCAAAGGUGGAGACCAGCGAUCAGUCAAAACCAGGCUUCGGUGAAGAGAAGCAUUCAGAGCCAUCCAUAGUGCCUUCUUCUGGAUGGGGUAGCUAUCUGCCUGAGAGAGAGCAGUAUCAAUUUCACAGACGAGUUCAGCUCCCGGUUCUGACUGACCGCUGACGGGGUCACGCUGUGCUUUAUUCCAGCUUUUGGUUAUGACUUAUUUUCCACAAAGUCAUGUCUAAAAUUGACGUUACUCUCACUGCAUGCUCUUUAUUAUAAUAUUAAGCUCCACUUUGAAUCUUCACAGCAAUUUUAGCACAGCAAAGUAGGUUUUAUUGGAAUAUCAUAUCAUAGGCUAAUUGUUUAGGAAUUAAACCUCUUCCUAUAUUAUAUUUAUAUGUAGGAAAGUUUUAUAGUAGGUUUUUUUUUUUUCCAACACAAAAGGAAGCAAAAGUUCUUUGGGUUUUUAAAAAAUAAUAAUAAUAAUAAUAACUUAUUUAAACCUGUAAGUUUUAAUCCGUUACAAUAAUAAUUGCAUGUGUUAUAAUAGCUCAUAUCAUCCCUGAUCCAAGUUUAUGUUUGGGCCUGGCCAAAGUUGGAACUUGUACUCGUUAGGGGUGGAAGUGUUUAGGCCCGGUUUUCGAUUCGAGCUUUCAACAUGCGAUUAUAAAAAGACUCUUGAUGCACCUCGAUUCUAUACUGUAAGCGGAGGGCUGUAUUCAUGAAAUUACACGCAUCAGUAUUCAGACAUCACUACCGACUUUAGCGCUAUUCAGAAGAGAAAUUCGGGCGUUAGGGUGGAGCUCGUGUAAAACAGAGGUGUGAUUCAGAUCUUGACCCAGGCGAGAUAUCGACUCGAUUGAGGGACGAUGUUAAGUCCAGCACCACUGUCUAACAGUUUGACGUAACCACAAUAUGUCACGCUGAAAUUGAUAUUAUGGUUUAUAUCGCUAAUAUUAUGAACAACACUUAAUAUGAGCUUUAAGCGUAAUACAGAGCAAAGGCUGUCACGAUACUAUAUCAGCUGAACUGUCACGAUACCACGCGAUAUUGUGUUAAUUCAUCGUUCAAGUCUACAAAAUGAACCAAAUUUACAGAUAUAUAUAUAUAUAU
This is a messenger RNA of Ictalurus punctatus (channel catfish), 3497 nucleotides long. Its product is annotated as gamma-aminobutyric acid type A receptor subunit gamma3. Gene Ontology annotation, molecular function: GABA-A receptor activity; transmitter-gated monoatomic ion channel activity involved in regulation of postsynaptic membrane potential; GABA-gated chloride ion channel activity. The record is from RefSeq and is a predicted model, not a curated record. Gene Ontology annotation, cellular component: synapse; GABA-A receptor complex; postsynapse. The transcript is spliced from 9 exons. Bases 588 to 1931 code for a protein of 447 amino acids. Gene Ontology annotation, biological process: nervous system process; synaptic transmission, GABAergic; signal transduction. Lineage: Eukaryota; Metazoa; Chordata; Actinopteri; Siluriformes; Ictaluridae.